Molecule: messenger RNA, 2161 nt
Organism: Grammomys surdaster
Lineage: Eukaryota; Metazoa; Chordata; Mammalia; Rodentia; Muridae
Gene: Foxred2
Product: FAD dependent oxidoreductase domain containing 2
Exons: 8
Coding region: 1-1998 (665 amino acids)
Molecular function (GO): monooxygenase activity; flavin adenine dinucleotide binding
Source: RefSeq, a predicted model, not a curated record
AUGGGUCCCUUGGGGCUACUGGUGGCCCUAGCCUUACACCUGGCAAUGUGCUCCCGUCCGCACCGGGACUACUGCGUGCUGGGCGCCGGUCCUGCCGGCCUACAGAUGGCCGCCCUCCUGCAUCGAGCCGGCAGGGACUACGAGGUAUUCGAACGCGAGUCCGCACCUGGCAGCUUCUUCACUCGCUAUCCGCGCCACCGCAAGCUCAUCAGCAUCAACAAGCGGUACACGGGCAAGGCCAACGCCGAGUUCAAUCUCCGCCACGACUGGAACUCUCUGCUCAGCGACGACCCACACCUGCUCUUCAGACACUACUCGCAAGCUUACUUCCCCGACGCCAGCGACAUGGUGCGCUACCUGGGUGACUUCGCGCAGCGCCUGGGGCUCCAUGUGUUAUACAACACAAACAUCACCCAUGUGACUCUGGACAAGGAUCCACAAGCCUGGAACGGCCAUUACUUCAUUCUGACGAACCAGAAGGACCAGGUUUACCAGUGCAGCGUCCUGCUUGUAGCCACUGGUUUGGCAGUCCCCAAACUGGUUGACUUCCCUGGCUCUGAGUAUGUGGAGGGGUACGAGUCUGUGUCCGUGGAUCCUGAAGACUUUGUGGGUCAGAGCGUGUUGAUCCUAGGCCAUGGGAAUUCAGCCUUCGAGACAGCAGAAAACAUCUUGGGUGUCACUAACUUUGUCCACAUGCUGAGCCGAUCCCGGGUCCGGCUCUCCUGGGCCACCCACUACGUCGGAGACGUCAGAGCCAUCAACAAUGGCCUACUGGACACCUACCAGCUGAAAUCACUAGAUGGGCUCCUGGAGUCAGACCUGGAGCACCUGGCUCUCGUGAAGGACAGCGAGGGCAAGUUCCACAUCACCCUGAAGUUCCUCCUGGAGGAUAACAGCAACCAGAGUGCCGACUCCAUUCUCCUCCCGCAGGAUGACAAUGACAACUUUGCCAUGCGGGUGGCCUACGACCGUGUUAUCCGCUGUCUGGGCUGGAAGUUUGACUUCUCCAUUUUCAACCAGUCCCUCAGACUCUCCUCAGGGACUGAGUUCGGCAAGAAGUACCCACUGAUCAAAGCCAGCUAUGAAUCCAAAGGAAGCCGGGGUCUCUUUAUCCUAGGGACUGCCAGCCACUCAGUGGACUACCGGAAAUCCGCUGGCGGCUUCAUCCAUGGAUUCCGAUACACGGUGCGUGCUGUCCACCGGCUGCUGGAACAUCGGCACCAUGGUAUCGCCUGGCCAUCCACAGAGCACCCCAUCACACAGCUGACCAGCUCCAUCAUUCGGCGUGUAAAUGAGGCUUCUGGGCUGUACCAGAUGUUCAGCGUGCUGGCUGACAUCGUCCUGUUGAAGGAGAACGCUACAGCAUUUGAGUACCUGGAGGAGUUCCCUAUGCAGAUGCUGGCCCAGCUGGAGAUGCUCACAGGGAGGACAGCACGCCACGGGCUCUUUGUCAUCAACAUGGAAUAUGGCAAAAACUUCUCUGGGCCUGAGAAGGAUGUCUUCUAUUAUGACCGUUCCGUGGCACACAUAGAAGAUGCCUGGAUGUCUAACUUCCUUCACCCUGUCAUCUAUUACUACAGACACCUCCCCACCGAGCAAGACAUGCGGUUCCGUCCUGCACAGUGGCCCCUGCCUCGGCCUACGGCCAUCCACCACAUCGUGGAGGACUUCUUGACUGACUGGACAGCCCCAGUGGGACACAUCCUCCCAUUGAGGCGCUUCCUGGAAAACUGUCUGGACACAGAUCUGCGUAGCUUUUAUGCAGAGUCCUGUUUCCUGUUCACUCUCACUCGCCAGAGGCUGCCGCCCUUUUGCCAGCAGGGAUACCUGAGGAUGCAGGGGCUCUCAAGCACCAAGAGCCUUCGGCAGCAUGGUGUGGAAAGCAGGCUCCUGCAGGACUACAUGGCCACGGAGAACAGCAGCAGGUGGCUUGGUGACCACUCCUCAGCUCCAGGGCCUCUGACUCAAUCCCUUGACAGCAACAGAGAGGAGCUUUGAGCAUCCUCUCCCAGACUAUGAUGGCUGGCACCUCUCCAGGAAACCUAUGCCAGGGAAACCUCCCUCUCACCUUUCAGGCUGCUCAGGACCAUCACAGAGAUAACAGGCAACAGGACAGCCUGUAGAGUGCAGAAGGCUGGGAUAAGGUCACAUAGUGGUGUCC